This is a messenger RNA of Sceloporus undulatus (fence lizard), 357 nucleotides long. RefSeq names its product ADP ribosylation factor like GTPase 1 (gene ARL1). Gene Ontology annotation, molecular function: GTP binding; GTPase activity. The transcript has 3 exons. The record is from RefSeq and is a predicted model, not a curated record. Gene Ontology annotation, cellular component: cytoplasm; Golgi apparatus. The annotation marks the transcript as partial. Gene Ontology annotation, biological process: intracellular protein transport; vesicle-mediated transport. NCBI's taxonomy places the organism in Eukaryota, Metazoa, Chordata, Lepidosauria, Squamata, Phrynosomatidae.
CUUCCAGCAAUUGGUUUCAACGUUGAGACAGUAACAUACAAGAAUCUGAAGUUUCAAGUCUGGGACUUGGGAGGGCAGACAAGCAUCAGGCCAUAUUGGAGAUGUUACUAUUCUAAUACGGAUGCAGUCAUCUAUGUAGUGGACAGCUGUGACAGAGACAGAAUUGGAAUUUCAAAGUCUGAGCUUGUUGCCAUGUUGGAGGAAGAAGAACUAAAGAAAGCUAUUUUAGUGGUGUUUGCAAAUAAACAAGAUAUGGAACAAGCUAUGACUCCUACAGAGAUGGCAAAUGCACUUGGACUUCCAGCUCUGAAGGACAGAAAAUGGCAGAUAUUCAAAACAUCUGCAACCAAAGGCACC